AGUAGGAAAGAUAAAAACGUUAGUUUGGAUUUGAUUAAUGUGGUGUAAACAGUGAAAAAGGACAACUAGUGGUGCUCAUUUAGGCUAAUUUUGGAUAUCUAGUCUGCAAGAUGAGUGGAAAAGUAGUUUGCAAAGACAGGGGACUUGCAGCUCAAGAUCCAAGGGAGGAAAUCGUAAUUUCCGGUAUUGCUGGAAGAUUUCCAGAUUCUGAUAAUGUUAAACAUUUUAAGGAAAAUUUAUUCAACAAAGUCGAUCUUAUCUCAGACGACGAUCGUCGAUGGAAAUUAGAUCAUCCCGAAAUUCCCCAACGCACUGGAAAAGUAAACAAUGUCGGAAAAUUUGAUUCCGUCUUCUUUGGGGUCCACUUCAAGCAAGCACAUACUAUGGAUCCCAUGUGUCGAAUGCUUUUGGAACACACCUACGAAGCAAUUAUUGAUGCUGGAGUGAACCCACGUCAUCUCCGAGGCACCAGGACAGGCGUUUUUAUUGGGGCCUGUUUCUCAGAAUCAGAAAAGACUUGGUUUUAUGAAAAACUUCAGGUAAAUGGUUUCGGUAUAACAGGAUGCAGUCGAGCUAUGCUUGCAAAUCGAAUUUCUUACUGGCUGGGAAUUACAGGCCCCAGUUACACUGUCGACUCAGCCUGUAGCUCCAGUUUAUUUGCCAUGGAACAUGCCUACAGAGCAAUUCGUGAUGGACUAUGUGAUGCUGCCAUUGUCGGGGGUGCCAAUCUUUGUCUUCACCCCUAUGUAUCCCUCCAAUUUUCACGUCUUGGUGUUUUGUCACCUGACGGUCGUUGCAAGUCCUUCGACGCAGACGCGAACGGAUACACCCGUAGCGAGGCUAUUUCCAUAGUUUAUCUUCAAAAAGCCAAAGACGCCAAAAGAGUAUACGCAACCUUUGUCUACGCAAAAACAAACUGCGAUGGUUACAAAGAACAGGGAAUCACCUUCCCAUCCAGUGUCAUGCAGGGCGUUCUCCUUCAAGAAUUUUAUCAAGAUUGUGGUCUCCCUCCGACGAUUCUGGAUUACGUCGAAGCUCACGGAACUGGUACAAAAGUAGGAGAUCCUGAAGAAGUAAACGCUCUGGAUAAAGUUUUCUGCACUGGACGUAAAACUCCCUUGAGGAUUGGGUCCAUUAAGUCCAAUAUGGGUCACUCUGAGCCCGCGAGUGGUAUUUGUUCUGUCGCAAAGGUGGUUAUAGCGAUGGAGACUGGCCAAAUACCUCCGAAUUUGCAUUACAAACGACCAAGAGAAGGUGUCAAGGCUUUGGAAGAUGGACGCAUCCAGGUCAUUAGUGAAUUGACACCCUGGAAUGGUGGCUAUGCUGGUAUCAACUCCUUUGGUUUCGGGGGAGCGAAUGCCCACGUUUUGCUGAAGUCCAAUACAAAGGAGAAGAUCAACGGUGGAGCACCCAAGGAUGACUUACCAAGGCUUGUUGCUGUUUCUGGACGUACUGAAGAGGCAGUCCUCUCAAUCCUAGGCGAUAUUGAGAGCCAUCCAGUAGAUGUGGAACAAGUCAAACUUCUGCAUGAUAUUCAUAGCGAAGACAUUCCAAAUCAUUUGUACAGAGGCUACACGAUUGUUGGUGGUCGGGAGGCUGGAAAUCGUCCGAUUAAGGAAGUCCAGCAUUAUCCGGAAACCAAAAAACCAGUGUGGUUCGUUUUCUCUGGAAUGGGUUCUCAGUGGCCUGGCAUGGGGGAGGCACUCUUGCUAUUACCAGUCUUCGCAGAAGCUGUACGUAAAUGUGACACUAUUCUUAAACCACGUGGUGUUGACAUUUAUGAUAUUCUGACCAACAAGGAUCCAAAGACGUUAGAUAGCAUCCUUAACGCCUUUGUUGGAAUUGCGGCUGUUCAGAUCGGAUUAGUCGACCUUCUAGCUUCUGUUGGUAUUACUCCGGACCACAUAAUUGGUCACUCCGUUGGUGAACUUGGUUGUGCCUAUGCUGAUGGAUGCUUUACCGCAGAGCAAAUGAUUCUGUCAGCUUAUUUUCGUGGUCUGGCUUCCAUUGAGACCAAGACAGUCAAAGGAUCUAUGGCAGCAAUUGGUCUCGGGUACGAGGAACUGAAGGAUCUCUGUCCUCCCGACAUUCAGGUCGCUUGCCACAAUUCAAUAGACAGCGCCACUAUCAGCGGCCCAGCUGAAUCCAUGAAGACUUUCGUCUCGCAGUUGCAGGCAAACAAUAUCUUCGCCAAGGAAGUUCCAUGCAGCAACAUUCCCUACCAUAGUAAAUAUAUCGCCCCUGCUGGACCAAAACUGUUAGCCUACUUGCAGAAGGUCAUUCCAAAUCCAAAAGCACGCAGUAAUAAAUGGCUCAGCACAUCAGUGCCACGAAGCGAAUGGAAUUCACCUGCAGCCCGUUUGUCUUCUGCAGAGUACCAUACCAACAACCUCCUGAGUGCCGUCCUCUUCGAAGAAACUAGUGCUGCAAUUCCUAAAGAUGCAGUCACCAUCGAAAUUGCACCACAUGGUUUGCUGCAAGCAAUUCUUCGAAGGUCACUAGACCCGGCUGUUAUCAAUGUAACUCUAACCAAACGGGGUCAUAGAGAAAACAUAGAGAUCUUCCUGCAAGGUCUUGGAAAGCUUUACAAUGUUGGUUUGCAGCCAAAAUUGGAUAAGCUCUAUCCCGUUGUUGAGUAUCCAGUCAGUCGUGGAACACCUAUGCUUUCCCCUCUCGUCAAGUGGGAGCAUUCUGAUGACUGGUACGUUACGUCUUAUCGUAUGCAAGAGAAAAUCGUCUCUGGAGAGAGAGUAGUCGAGGUUACUCUAGGCGAUGAAGACUUUGAGUACAUGGCUGGCCACGUAAUAGACGGAAGGAAUCUUUUCCCCGCGACUGGAUAUCUGGCGCUUAUUUGGGAAACUGUUGGAAUGAUGAGAGGAGAACUGUAUACUGAAGUCUCAGUAGUCUUUGAAGAUGUUAAGUUCAUGAGAGCUACGACCAUUCCGAAGGAGGGCAGUAUUGAGUUGACUCUUAUGGUGCAGAAAGGUUCUGGUAGAUUUGAAGUAGUUGAAGGUGGAGCGGCAGUUGUCACAGGAUUUAUCCGAGCCACCCAAAGUCCAGGAGACGAAAGAUUGAGUCCUGCACUAACACCUAAACUCGAUGAUAAAGAAGAAAUGCAGGCCAGAGAUGUCUACAAAGAACUUAGACUUCGUGGCUACCACUACAGCGGAUUGUUUCGAAGCAUUAAGAGCGCUUCAACCAAGGGAAAUAAGGGUCGUAUCGCUUGGGCUAAUAAUUGGGUCGCCUUCAUGGAUAACAUGUUGCAGAUGCAGAUUCUAGGAUCUGAUACGAGAGGACUUUUCGUUCCAACUGGAAUUCAGAAACUGGUUAUUGAUACCAAAGUACAUCUAAACCAGAUUCGUGCGUUGGAUGAAGAAAAUAAGGAAUUCCCUGUUUACGUCUACAAAGACUUCACAGCUAUAAUUGCCGGAGGAGUCGAAAUCAGAGGUUUGAGGGCAAGCGCCAUAGCCAGAAGGAAGCCUGCAGGAGAGCCAGUUCUGGAAGAAUACAAAUUUUUGGCUCAUCGGGAUCGAGCUGAGACAUCGCUACGAGCAGCUGUUCGUCUAUCAACGCACAUUGCUCUCGAAAAUCAGUUGGGAAUUAAGGUAAAGUCCGUGGAGUUACUUGACGAGGAAAACGUCACCGUAGAUGACCUAGUGUCUCCUCUAAUUUUGGAAACUCUUGGAGAUAUGCCUCUUAUUCAAGCAGACGUAAAUCUUGGAACUUCCAAAGUUUUCGAAGAAGGUGAGCUCCCAGCAAACGUUGCAGUCAGCGAAGCGAAAAAGUCAAUCACUGCUGAUACCAACGCCUUGAUUGCGGUUGGACAUCAACUCCUAACGAAGAAUAAAACCGAAGAAUUGAGCCAACUACUCUUUGCCUUGAAAGAUGGAGGCUUCUUGGUCAGUUGCGAAUCAAGCGAUACACAGAUUCCGGAUUCCGUUAAAAACGGCGACGCUGAUGUGGUGCUAGAAAAAAAAACCGAAAAGGGAGUGCUAGUCUUACUUCGUAAGAGGGACAGGCUGAUGAAACAUACAGCGGUGAUCAAAGUGAACAAUAAGGAAUUUUCCUGGGUUGAGGAGAUGAAGAAGACUUUGAAAGCUGAAGCUGAUAAGGACUUCAGUGGAAACUCAAGGAUUAUUAUCUUAGGAGAAGGUGAUUUCGAGACCGGACUUGUAGGUUUGGUCAAUUGUUUGACCAAAGAACCAGGUGGUGAAAUCGUCAGAGGUGUUUUAAUUCAAGAUCCGAAGGCUCCUGCAUUCUCACUUGACAAUCCGCUCUACUCGAAACAACUGAAGAUGGAUUUGACGAUCAAUGUAUUGCGAGCUGGAAACUCUUGGGGUUCUUACAGGCAUUUGGUACUACCUCCACUGCAACUGAAGCCUGUGGAACACAUAUGGGUGAAUCAGAUGGUUCGAGGAGACUUGAAUUCCCUAGCAUGGCUCGAAGGACCUAUUAAACCUAAUUUUAGUGACGAAAACCUCGUCAAAGUUAUCUAUUCGCCAAUUAACUUUCGUGAUGUUAUGUUGACGACCGGUAAACUGGCUGUCGAAGUAAUUGCAAAAACGAGACAACUUCAAGAAUGUGUAAUUGGUUUCGAAUAUUGUGGAAUCGAUGGUAAAGGUCGUCGUGUUAUGGGAAUGUUGAACACCAGAUGUGUAACGAAUCUCUGCAUAGCAGAGAGAAAUCUCUGUUGGGAGAUCCCAGAAAGCUGGUCCCUAGAAGAGGCAGCUACCAUUCCUUGUGUCUAUGGAACGUGUGUCUAUGCGCUAUACUUCAGCGGAAAAAUGAAGAAGGGCGACGUAGUUUUGAUCCACGCUGGAACUGGUGGUGUUGGUCAAGCGGCCAUAAAUCUCGCGCUUUUCGAAGGCUGCGAAAUUUUCACCACUGUUGGUACACCUGAAAAACGAAAAUUCAUCAGAGACACCUUCCCUCAAAUUCCUGAUGAUCACAUCGGCAAUUCUCGUGACACGAGCUUCGAGCAGAUGAUUCUUCGCAAAACUGAUGGACGCGGUGUUGAUAUUGUCCUCAACUCCCUGGCUGAAGAAAAACUACAGGCUUCAGUGCGCUGUUUGGCUCGUGGCGGUCGUUUCCUCGAAAUCGGAAAGUUCGAUCUUGCAGCCAACAAUCCACUAGGUAUGGAGGCUUUCUUGAAGGAAAUCAGCUUUCACGGCAUUAUGUUGGACAAUCUCUUCAUGGCACCUGAUGAAAAGAAGAUCGAGUUGAACCGCUCUCUUGACAAAUACAUAAAGAGUGGAGCUGUUAAACCGCUGACGAGAACUGUAUUCCCUAAAGAUCAAGUGGAAGCUGCAUUCAGAUACAUGGCAGCUGGAAAGCAUGUCGGUAAAGUCAUGAUAAACGUUCGUGAUAAGGACGAGCCACUGGAAGCAUUAACUCCUGCUUUGCCAAGAUAUCACUGCCUGGAAGGUCACAGUUACGUUCUUCUUGGAGGUCUUGGAGGUUUCGGUUUGGAACUUGCGGAUUGGUUGGUUCUGCGAGGAGCACAGAAUCUGGUACUCACUUCUCGUACAGGAAUCAAGACUGGAUACCAACGUAUGAGGGUACAACUGUGGGAGAGUUACGGUGUGAAAGUCAACAUCGUCGCUGGAAAAGAUGCUUCAAAACGGGAGGACUGUGAGUUCGUUCUUAAAACUGCAACCCAACUGGGACCAGUUGAUGGAAUUUUUAAUCUCGCUGUGGUCCUGAAGGACAGUCUUUGGGAGAACCAAACUGAAGAAACCUUUGAGGAAUCCUUCAGAUCAAAAGCUUGGAGCACAAAACAGUUGGACGAACUUUCUAGGAAGAUCUGUCCGAAGUUGCGUCAUUUCGUUGUCUUCUCGUCAGUCUCGUGUGGUCGUGGUAAUGCUGGUCAAACCAAUUAUGGAAUGUCAAACUCUGUAAUGGAGAGGAUUUGCGAGAGACGUGCUAAUGAAGGUCUUCCAGCAUUGGCUGUACAAUGGGGAGCUGUGGGAGAUGUUGGUCUUGUAGCUGAAAUGCAAGAAGAUCAUAAGGAACUGGUUAUUGGUGGAACCUUGCAGCAAACUAUAUUAUCUUGUUUGAAAGAGCUCGACGGUUUCCUGCAACAGGACAAACCCAUUGUUUCCAGUAUGGUUGUUGCUGAGAAGCGAGCUGGAGGUGCUGGAGCUACGAACAUCGUCGAUGCUGUUCUUAACAUUAUGGGUCUGAAGGACUUGAAGACUGUGAGUCAGCAAACGUCCUUGGCUGAAUUAGGUAUGGACUCUAUGAUGGCUGUCGAGAUAAAGCAAACUUUAGAACGUGAAUUCGAAGUCUUCCUGACGGCUCAAGACAUUCGAGGUCUCAACUUUGCUAAGCUCGUCCAAAUGGCAACUCAGGAUGCGGAAUCCGAGAAGAAACUCGCUGGCAAAGGAAAAGAUGAAGAAAUUAUUGGUGGCAUGCGACUCUUGCUACGUGUUUUGGGAACUACUGAUCUGAGUCUAGAGGAAUGUUUGAAGUUGCCUUCGAAGAACGAACCAGGCAGAAACGAAGUCUUCCUGAUUCCUGGAAUAGAAGGUUACGGAUCCGUAUUCAAACCUUUGGCUGAGAAGCUCAAGUCUCCAGCCACUUGUCUGCAACUGGUAACGAGUGAAAAGUUAGAGCUUUCAGUUGCAGAAAUGGCACAGCAGCUUCUGCCUCACGUAUUGACCAAAUCAAAAGACCGCAAUUUCCUUCUUGUUGGUUACUCCUUUGGAAGUCUUGUUACACUUGAACUCGCCAGGUUUUUGGAAGCUGAAGGUUUCACGGGCAGAAUAGUACUCAUUGAUGGAGCGCCAGAAUUAUUGAAAGACAUCAAAAAUCAACAACUACCUUCCAACAACAAUGCAGAACUUCAGACGAACUUCCUAUUGGGUGUGAUGGAUAUGGUGGCACCAACUAUGAGCGGCGAGCUUCUUGUCGAACUAGAGAAGUGUGCAACUUGGUCCCAAAAACUUGAUGUAUUAAUUUCCCACGUACCUCCAGGAUUACUGAAGAUGUCAGAUGAACAUCAAAAAGCCAUUUGUACUGCUGUUUACCACAGGCUAUUGGCAGUCCAAGCAUACAAUUAUGCCGCUUUGCCACCCAUUAGGUCCCCAAUUACUCUUCUUAAGCCAACACAAGCUGCAUACCGUGCAACCUCAGAAGAUUAUGGUCUCCGAAAGAUGACACGGGAAAAAGUAGAGAUAUAUACCGUAGAAGGAAAUCACGUUACGAUAUUAGAACAUAGCAAAGUAGCUGCAGCUAUCAACGGGGAACCUCUCGAGGAUGCAGAGACUUUCAAGGCAACCAUUAUGGACGAAUCAAGUACCAUCAGAUCAUCGAUAGCCAGUGCUAAACAUAAACGAUCUUAAAUAAACGGGUUUUCAAAGAGCUUCAUGUUUAAUAGAAUUAUUCCAUCUGUACGAUAAAAAUCUUAAUUUGCGGACCGCGCGUUCUAUUUCGAGCGACUUUAUGGUAUUUUCAUUGAAAAAAGUUUAAUUUAAUUAAUUAAAACAAUUUUUACUUAGACUCAAAAAUUAACGGGUUCAACGUUAAGGUGCUUUCAUGUGAAUCCCAUAUUCAUUUAUUUUUUAAUUCACUCAUGGUAUAACGAUAUAAUAUUGCACUCAAUAUAAAAGAUAGUUUAAAAGAAUGUAGGCCGAGAAUUUUCAGCGACAAUUAAUAUUUCUUAUCAUUUGAACUGUUCGAAUCAUGGUCUCGUUUUUAUGCGCUCAUAAGCUCAGCCAAUACCAUGCCGGUAUCGUUCUCCUUGUGUGCAAAUUCUUCAUUUGAAUUAAAAUAAGGUUUAUCGCGGCUUAAGUGAAUGUUUAACUGCUUUUGAUCACUCUCAGUUAUUCGAACACAUUAAAUAGUACGAUAGUCCAUAUUUACAAAAAGCGUGAUAAAAUUGUCCCUUGCCCUUCGCACAAAAUACACGAGUUACAAUUCAUAACUUAUACAUGUAGAUACAAUACAAAUCUUUAGAAAUAAAGACAAUUCUCAUUAA
Molecule: messenger RNA, 7978 nt
Organism: Belonocnema kinseyi
Lineage: Eukaryota; Metazoa; Arthropoda; Insecta; Hymenoptera; Cynipidae
Gene: FASN3
Product: fatty acid synthase
Exons: 16
Coding region: 111-7343 (2410 amino acids)
Biological process (GO): fatty acid biosynthetic process
Molecular function (GO): phosphopantetheine binding; oxidoreductase activity; fatty acid synthase activity
Source: RefSeq, a predicted model, not a curated record